CCAGCAACCCCUGACCUGUGGCAGCCCUGCACCCCUCGCCGCUCCGACGACGAGACCUCCCUGGCGUGCCCUCCCGGCGCCGUCGUGCCCGUGGCCGAGCCCGGCGCCGGCGCGUGCGCCUCGGGCCCGAGCGGCGCGCUGGCGCGCUGCGAGCGGGCGGCCCCCGGCGCCCGGCGAAGCCGGGGCGGCCUGCGGGCGUGCCGCGCCGCGGACGCGCUCUUCUUGCCGGCGGUGGCCCUGCGGAGCAGCUGCCGGGACCCCUGCCACUGGGCCAACCCGGAGGUGGGGUGGCGUCCCUGCGCCAGGCGAUCGGGGGCGCCUGGGGCCGCGCCUUCGCGGGGCCCGGAGUGCCGAGGCGAGGCGCCGCCGGGGGCGCGGACGGAGGCCGGGGACCUCUGGGCGGAGAGGGCCUGCAGGAGGAGGCGGGACAAGGAGAAGCGCAGGGCAGGCGCCCUGGAGGCCGCCGAGUGCCACCGGGCCCCGCAGCCGCUGAGCUCGGACGGCGACGGCGACGACGUCCCCGCGCAGUGCCUCCUGUCGCCGGAGGAGUCGCAGGCGAAGCGGGACCUGUACAACGAGCUCAACAAGCACUUCCUGGAGUGCUGGGACCACGAGGACCGGGCCCGGCGGCAGAAGGAGGCGGCCCGGCGCUCGCGGCAGGCGCGGCAGCAGGCGGCCGAGAAGCGCAAGGCGUGGGUGGAGCACGGCGCGCCCGGGGGCCCGCCCCGCCGGCGCAGGCGGCUCGCCGCCGCCGCGGCCGGCCACGGCGCAGCGGGCGCGCCGGCGGCCUUGCCGUGGCCCGCCGCCGCGGCCCCGCCCGCGCGCGGCGCGGCGGAG
Messenger RNA from Prorocentrum cordatum, 837 nucleotides. NCBI's taxonomy places the organism in Eukaryota, Dinophyceae, Prorocentrales, Prorocentraceae. The record is from the annotation of a GenBank genome assembly.